This is a messenger RNA of Elephantulus edwardii (Cape elephant shrew), 1005 nucleotides long. Its product is annotated as olfactory receptor 51T1-like. Gene Ontology annotation, biological process: G protein-coupled receptor signaling pathway. The record is from RefSeq and is a predicted model, not a curated record. Gene Ontology annotation, cellular component: membrane. Lineage: Eukaryota; Metazoa; Chordata; Mammalia; Macroscelidea; Macroscelididae. Bases 19 to 1005 code for a protein of 328 amino acids. Gene Ontology annotation, molecular function: G protein-coupled receptor activity; olfactory receptor activity. The transcript has a single exon.
GUGUGCCCUCAAUCUACCAUGGCAAUUUUCAAUAACACCACAUCUACCUACUCCUCAAACUUCCUCCUCACUGCUUUCCCUGGGUUGGAACUUGCUCAUGUCUGGAUCUCUAUUCCUGUCUGCUGUCUCUACAUCAUUGCCUUAUUUGGGAACAGCAUAAUCCUGUUUGUCAUCAUUACUGAAAGGAGCCUCCACAAGCCAAUGUACUAUUUCCUCUCCAUGUUGUCAGCUGUUGAUCUAUGUCUGACCAUCACAACCCUUCCCACUGUACUUGGGGUUCUCUGGUUUAAUUCCCGCAAGAUCAGUUUUAAUGGCUGCCUCAUCCAAAUGUUCUUUGUACAUUCCUUUUCCUUUCUGGAAUCCUCAGUGCUGGUAGCCAUGGCCUUUGACCGCUUCAUGGCCAUCUGUAACCCACUGAAGUAUGCUACUGUCCUCACAGACAUGAUGACCAUGGUGAUUGGAGUUGUCAUCUGCAUCCGGCAAAUAAUUAUUAUGUUUCCCAUGCUCCUCGCUUUGAAGAGCAUAUCUUUUCUUGGAGGCAAAGAGCUUUCUCACCCAUUUUGCUAUCACCCAGAUGUGAUCAAAUUCUCAUAUUCUAGUCCAUGGGUGGCAAGUUUUGGGGGCAUGUUUCUUCAGCUCUAUCUAACUGGCACUGACUUAUUGUUCAUCCUUUUCUCUUAUGUCCUGAUCCUUCGUACUGUUCUGAGCAUUGUGGCCCCCAAGAAGCAACAGAAAGCCUUCAGCACCUGUGUGUGUCACAUCUGUGCUGUCACAAUUUUUUAUGUGCCAAUGAUUAGCCUGUCGUUGACACACCGCCUCCUCUCUUCUACUCCUAGAGUGGUCUGUAGCAUUUUGGCCAAUGUUUAUCUACUUUUACCACCUGUAGUAAACCCAGUAAUUUAUAGCUUGAAGACCAACACAAUUCGCCAGGCUUUGCUCCAGCUAUUUCAACCCAAGCAUUCACGUGGCUCCAGUGGGAGGGGUCAUACAGGAAGGUGGGUUUGA